AUGAGAGAAUUUGUAUGUAAUAUUUGUGAGAAAACUUACAAACAUAAUCAAUCUUUGAAUCGUCAUUUGCGUUUACAACAUUCAAUUGAGUGUGUGAAAUGUAAUCAGAAUUUUAGUACUUAUCCAGAGCUUUUAAAGCAUAUGAAGUCAAUGGACCACAAUGAAAAAAAAGAGGAAAAAACGGUAUACUGUGAAAAUUGCAAUUUAGCUAUUCCAAAAAAUCAGUGGAAGAAUCAUAUCAGCACUAACACACACAUCGAUAAGUGUGUAAAAUGGUUAGAUAAGGAUGUGUCUUGCUUUGGAUCUAGCUUUCAAAAUCGAAUAGAAAGUUAUAAAAUAAAAAAUAGUGAGAUCAAUAACUUGAUACCCGAAAACUUUUUCAAAUCAAUUCAAGAAAAAGUAAUCAAUAUAAUUCAAAAGGCGUUGCAAAAGCAUGAAUCUAUUAAAUAUAAUUGUACACUACAUUGUAAUUAUAUUUUGAUGAAAGAGAAAGCGGAAGAUGAAAUUAGUUUAUUUACACAUCACACAAAAAUGUUGGUACUAUCUCCCUCAAGUACACUGGAAGAAAUUUUAAAUCAUUAUAUUGAAAAUUGUAAUGAAAUAAUUAAAAAAAUGAGUGAAUUCCAAGAACGAGAUAGUGGAUGGACUUUAAUCGAAAUAAAACAUCUAGAGAUCAACAUCAACAAAUAUACAUGUUUGAGAGGAUCUCAAUACAUAAAUCUUCCUCCCAAAAUAAGGAAUAAAAAGGCUUGCAUCAAUGUGCAAAACAAUGAUGUCUAUUGUUUUAAAUGGGCAAUAAUAUCAGCAUUAAAUCCACUUCCAAAGGAAAAGAAACCACAUAAAUGUAGCAACUACAAAGUAACGGACAUUAAGGCACACAUUAUAACAUUGGAAAAUAAUAUAAUAUUAAAUUUUGAAAACAUGGAAUUUCCCCUUACCAUAAAUAAAAUCAGAGUCUUUGAGUUGCAGAAUCCUGAUAUAAGUAUAAAUGUGUUCGGUUUAGAGGAUGCUAAGAUUAUAGGUCCUUACUAUUUUACAGAAGCUGAGAAAUCAACUCACAUCAAUCUUCUCCUAAUAGAAGAGGAUGAUAAAUUUCAUUACAUCUGGAUAAAAAAUAUAUCAAGAUUGUUGCGAAGUUCUAUAACAAAGAAUAAAAAUAGGAUUCAUUUUUGUAACACCUGCUUAACUCAUGUUUCUUCAAGUAGUAGACUAGAGAAACACAAACAUCAAAAAUUCAUCAAUUGUACACACAACAUAUACAUAAAUUAGUUUUAAAUUAUUUAGAUGAUAAGAGAUUUAUAAGAGAAAAUGGUGUUGACACCUAUGCUUGGGGACACUAUAAAAUAAAAAAAUAAUUAAAAGAAAAAAAUGGUUUUGUUUGUUUUGUUUUUUUCACAAGAUAUUAUAUUUAUUAAAGAGAAAUUGUAUACAUAAAUGACCACAAUUGUAAGUAUUAAAUUUUUGUUUUUGUUUAUAAUUGUAUUCGAUAGGUGGUUUUAAAUAAUUAAUAAUUUCCAACGGUGGUUGUAAAUUACCAAAACUAUCAAAAUAUUCCUUAUAGUUGUAAUUUUUGUAAUAGGCAACCCAAUGUGUUCCUGGCCCAUUAGUUGUAUCUAAAUUAACUAUUCCACAUUCUUGUCGUAGUGGUUUGUUUGGUAAUGAGUCACGCAUAAAAACCCCUCUAAAGUGUUUCAAUGGCUUGCAGUACUUAACCAAAUCGAUAUCCGUCAAUGGUCGAUUGGGUAAUCUACUUAGAAGUUUUUUGGAGCUGGUUUAUAGUAAAGUCCAUAUCCUUUUUUAUAAGGUUUAAGAUAUAAUCCUUUUCCCAUAGCAAUUGAUUCCAUAUAUCUGUUAUGACGAGUAGCUUCAGCUAAUUGUUCUUUCCCAUUUUUGAUAUCCUUAACUGCUUUUACAAUAGCCGAUCCUCCAGUUGCUAAACCUCCAAGGGCUGAUAACGCAGUUAAAAUUGGAACUAUUGGUAGAAAUCCACCAAUUUUUGGUACUCGAAUGA
Messenger RNA from Stomoxys calcitrans (stable fly), 2011 nucleotides. RefSeq lists its product as uncharacterized. NCBI's taxonomy places the organism in Eukaryota, Metazoa, Arthropoda, Insecta, Diptera, Muscidae. The record is from RefSeq and is a predicted model, not a curated record. Bases 1 to 1269 code for a protein of 422 amino acids. The transcript has 3 exons.